Spea bombifrons (plains spadefoot toad) is the source of this 1490-nucleotide messenger RNA. It is a transcript of the gene NEUROD2, whose product is annotated as neuronal differentiation 2. Lineage: Eukaryota; Metazoa; Chordata; Amphibia; Anura; Pelobatidae. The transcript has 2 exons. Gene Ontology annotation, biological process: nervous system development; regulation of DNA-templated transcription. Gene Ontology annotation, molecular function: protein dimerization activity. The coding region runs from base 140 to 1198 and encodes 352 amino acids. The record is from RefSeq and is a predicted model, not a curated record.
ACUCGGUAGACAUGCCACCCUCUCCUCCUUUUGGAUUGCACUCUGAAGGAGCUUGAGAACCUCAAGGAGAUCGCUCUACUCCCAGAAGAUGCUAUGAAGCAUGUCAUAAAUUUCUUCAGCUUUUAGCUCAGGAGCGAUCAUGUUGACCCGACUGUUUACCGAGACCGGCCUCAUUCCAGAAGUGCAGAAAUUCGCCAGCUGGUCCGAUGAGUGCGGAGACGACAUGAGUGACAAGGAGGACAGGGACGAGAAGAGCCUGCAGGACGCACACACCGAGGGCUCCCUGAGCGAGAGCAAGGAUGAGGGGGAUGUUGGAGGAGAGGAGGAUGAGGAGGAAGAGGAGGAAGAAGGGGCAGACGAGACAGAGGGGGAAAGGCCCAAAAAACGAGGGCCCAAGAAGAGGAAGAUGACCAAGGCCAGGCUAGAGAGGUCCAAGGUAAGGAGGCAGAAAGCUAAUGCCAGAGAGAGGAACCGUAUGCACGACCUGAACUCUGCUUUGGACAACCUAAGGAAGGUGGUCCCCUGUUACUCCAAGACCCAGAAGCUCUCCAAGAUUGAGACUCUCAGACUCGCCAAGAACUACAUUUGGGCUCUUUCUGAGAUCCUGAGGUCAGGCAAACGACCAGACCUGGUAUCCUACGUUCAGACCCUCUGCAAGGGACUGUCCCAGCCCACCACCAACCUGGUGGCCGGCUGUUUGCAGCUGAACUCCAGGAAUUUCCUCACUGAGCAAGGGCAAGAGGGUGGAAGGUACCACGGGCCAAACUCUUCCUUCGCCAUGCACCCUUACACUUACCCGUGCUCCAGGCUCUCAGGCUCCCAGUGCCAGUCCAGCACUAUAGCCAGCUCCCACCCCCUGAGAAGCCAUGGCUACUGUGCCACCUACGAGUCCCUGUAUGGGAACGCAUCUCCGGACUACAAUAGCUCUGAGUAUGAUGCCCCUUUAAGCCCACCACUGUGCAUUAACGGCAACUUCUCUCUGAAACAGGACUCUUCUCCCGACCACGACAAAAAUUACCACUACUCUAUGCACUACUCCUCCCUGCCCUCCUCCAGGCCCUCAGGACACAGUCUGCUCUUUGGCUCCUCUGGUAUGCGCAGUGGGGUCCACUCCGAGAACCUGUUGCCUUACGAUAUGCACGUCCAUCACGAAAGGGCCCCCAUGUAUGAGGAACUCAAUGCAUUUUUCCAUAACUGACCCUCCCAUUUCCAUUUUCCACGCGUGACUGUCCAGUGUGUACCAGGAAAUGUUAAAAGGGUCAGACGGGCCUAGGGGACAACCUUGGGAGCAAACCUUGGGAGUUUUUGGGCGACCCUUGUAUUCAACAACUAAGUUAUAAAAGGUGGCCCUGUGAUCUUAUACAGGAGUGUGGUACAGAGGGCCACGCAGUCCUUUAAACCAGAAUUGAUCAGGUGGGCUUUUUGUCUUUAACAAAGAGCUGUGUUGGAUGAACGUAACAUCAUACAACAUACAACAUUGACGGUCUAAU